Vanrija pseudolonga is the source of this 1535-nucleotide messenger RNA. It is a transcript of the gene fadA, whose product is annotated as Guanine nucleotide-binding protein subunit alpha. The transcript has 8 exons. Gene Ontology annotation, molecular function: GTPase activity; G protein-coupled receptor binding; G-protein beta/gamma-subunit complex binding. The record is from RefSeq and is a predicted model, not a curated record. NCBI's taxonomy places the organism in Eukaryota, Fungi, Basidiomycota, Tremellomycetes, Trichosporonales, Trichosporonaceae. The coding region runs from base 365 to 1423 and encodes 352 amino acids. Gene Ontology annotation, biological process: G protein-coupled receptor signaling pathway. Gene Ontology annotation, cellular component: heterotrimeric G-protein complex.
GCCGCUGCUGCUGCUGCUGCUGCUACAGGAACGAGAGCACCACCACCCGUUCGUCUCUCGCCCAAUACCUUUCAACUUGGUUUCAUCGCAUACUCCAUCCUCCUCCUCAUCAUCCUUGUGCUCACCGCGACUGUCACGUCCAUCCUACCCUCCCUUUCACAAACUUUCUCCCAUCACUGUUGUCGUCGUGUCCAACCAAGUACCAUACUCAUCAUCACAACCUCUCAUCAAGUCGAUCUACAGACUACAGCUCACCACCACCUAGGACGUUGCCAACGCCCCUCAUUCCCCUUGCACUCCGACACUCUCCCUUACAACCUUUCUCUCACCUUUCUCAACUCAACCUGCGGUCGUCUUAGCCAACAUGGGGUGCACACAAUCACACGAGGACUUGGACGCCAAGGCUCGCAACGCGGAGAUCGAGGAGCAGCUCAAGCGCGAUAGGCAAAACAUGGCGCGUGAAAUCAAGAUGCUUCUCCUCGGUGCCGGUGAGCCGGGCAAGUCGACCGUCCUCAAGCAGAUGCGUCUCAUUUACAACAAGCCCUACGAUGCGGAAGAGAGGGACAGCUACCGCGAGAUUGUCUACUCGAACACGGUCCAGUCGAAGCGCGUCCUUCUCGAGGGUGUCUCCUACAUGGAACUCGAGAUUAGCCCAUCCAACAAGGGACGGUGGGACGCGAUCAUGAACGCGCCUGCUCUUAUCGAGGGCGACCGCUUCCCUCCUCUGCUCGCCGAUGCCGUCAAGGGUCUCUGGCAGGAUGAGGGUGUUCGUGACGCUUUCACUCGGCGAAACGAGCUCCAGCUCAACGACUCUGCACCAUACUACUUUGACGCCGUCCAGCGCAUCUCGCAGGCAAACUAUGUUCCCACAGACCAGGAUAUUCUUCGUGCUCGUGUCAAGACAACGGGUAUCACUGAGACGCACUUUACCAUCGGCGACCUCAAGUACAAGAUCUUUGAUGUCGGAGGUCAGCGAUCGGAGCGUCGCAAGUGGCUCGGCAUCUUUGAGAACGUCACUGCCCUGGUAUUCCUGAUCGCCAUCAGCGAAUACGACCAAAAGCUCUACGAAGAUGAGACGGUCAACCGUAUGCAGGAGGCCAUGACCCUGUUCGAGUCUGUCGCCAACUCGAGAUGGUUCACCAAGACAUCGAUCAUCCUCUUCCUCAACAAGAUCGACUUGUUCCGAGCAAAGCUGCCUACGUCUCCGCUUAACGAGACCUUCCCCGAGUAUAAGGGAGGGGCAAACUACGACGCCGCUUGUGCCUUCCUGCUUGAGAAGUUUGUCGGCCUCAACCAGAACCCCUCCAAAUCGAUCUAUGCGCACUACACUGACGCAACGGACACGCGUGCACUGGCAUUUGUGGUGUCGGCCAUCCACGACAUACUUGUCAACAUGAACCUGCGCGAAGCCGGUCUCCUCUAACGCCAAAAGAAGACUCUGCCAUUGUGUGAAUGUCCCUCCUUGGCACGGGAACAGGCCUUUAUCAUAAUGCUGUACACUAUCCUUUAUGUGCAGUGCAUGCGUAUGCUACUAC